Molecule: messenger RNA, 777 nt
Organism: Eutrema salsugineum
Lineage: Eukaryota; Viridiplantae; Streptophyta; Magnoliopsida; Brassicales; Brassicaceae
Product: lipid transfer protein EARLI 1
Exons: 1
Coding region: 78-521 (147 amino acids)
Source: RefSeq, a predicted model, not a curated record
CCUACUCACACCCAAACCAAAGUAACAGCGUUUCUUUUGAAGCCUCUUUUGUCUCUAAACAAAAGAGGAAUCUAACAAUGGCUUCAAGAACCACAACCUCUUUAGCCCUUUUCUUGAUUCUCAACAUCCUCUUCUUCACAACAAUCUCUGCCUGCGGCAACUGCGGUUGCCCUUCUCCCAAGCCAAAACAUAAACCCUCUCACAAGCCAAAACCUAACCCUAAACCCAAGCCAACCCCAAGCCCGAGCCCUACCCCCACCACAGAGAAAUGCCCUAGAGACGCCCUUAAGCUUGGAGUCUGCGCCAACGUACUCAACGGUCUACUCAACAUCACCCUUGGCAAACCACCGGUCGAGCCAUGUUGCAACCUCAUCAAAGGACUCGCUGAUCUUGAAGCCGCGGCUUGUCUUUGCACUGCACUCAAGGGCAAUAUCCUCGGGAUCAACCUGAACAUCCCGCUUUCUCUCAGUCUGCUUCUCAAUGUUUGUAGCAAAAAAGUUCCACCUGGCUUUCAAUGCUAAUCAAUAUUCUAAUUACACAACCAAAACUUCAUGUCUUCUUGUUUGGACAGACAAGAUGAUAUAUAAGAUAGAUCCUGUAUGAUUAUUGUCUUUGUUUCUCCUUUUUGUGUGUUAUUUAUUUAUGUAUGUGUGUGUGUUUGUAACUCCUCAAACUCUAAACUUUACAGUUAUUUUUAUUUUGUUUUCUUAUACGGUCAUUGGGGUGAUGAUGUUGUAUUGGUUGUCGUAUGAAUUAAUAAAUCAUGUGUUAAUAAUG